CUCAAAAUACAAAUUUUUGAGGCCUAAUGCCGUCGCACACCCUGGCGCAUGCCUGCAUUUUAUCAUGUGGGUUGGCACUCCAUAUAGAUAUAAUCAAAUAUUCAAAAGAUAUGUCAUUAUGAAAUGAAGUUUGCCUCCACAACGGUUCCAUGCUUCAGAAGCAGACCCAAUCUGUCUCUGUUUCACUCUCUGUUCCAAAAUUCAAAGCCUGCACUUAUUAUCUUUCGCCAAAUUUUAGAAUCUAAUGAGAAACCCAAUGCUUUUACUUUUUCAUUACUCAUCAAAGCUUGUCUUUCAUCUUCUUCAUUUGCUCAUGGUUCAACAACAGCAGCAUUACAAGCACACCAGAUUCAAACCCAAUCACUGAAAAGGGGAAUUAACCAAUUUAUUCAUGUAAAUACUUCUCUUAUUGAUUUGUACAUGAAACUUGGUUUUACUUGUCAUGCACGCCACCUGUUUGAUGAAAUGUCUUUUAGAGAUGUUGUUUCAUGGAAUGUAUUGAUUUGUGGUUAUUCACAAAAUGGGCAUCUUUACAAUGCUUUUCAACUCUUUGUAGAGAUGUUAAGAGAGAAUUUUAGGCCUAAUCAAACAACAAUUGUUAGUUUGUUACCUUCUUGUGGUUGUUUUGAGCUGAUUUUUCAAGGUAGAUCGAUUCAUGGGUUUGGAAUCAAAGAUGGUUUUUGUUGGGAUUCUCAUUUGACUAAUGCCCUUAUGUCAAUGUAUGCUAAAUGCGAUGAUUUGGAAGCUUCACAACUUUUGUUUCAUGAAAUGGUUGAGAAGAAUGUUGUUUCUUGGAAUACUAUGAUUGGUGCUUAUGGGCAAAAUGGUCUUUUUGAUAAGGCUAUUCUUUGCUUCAAAGAGAUGUUGAAGGAAGGUUUUCAACCGAAUUCGGUGACAAUGAUGAACCUUGUGUCAGCAAAUGCUCUUCCGGAAAAUGUUCAUUGUUAUGUUAUCAAAUGUGGGUUUACCAAUGAUGCUUCUGUUGUUACUUCGCUGGUUUGUCUAUAUGCAAAGCAAGGGUUCACAGAUAUGGCAAGACUACUUUACAAAUACUAUCCCACAAAGGAGUUGAUUUCGUUAACAGCGAUAAUCUCUAGCUAUUCUGAAAAAGGUGAUAUAGAUUAUGCCGUAGAGUGUUUUAACCAAACUAUGCAGUUAGAUAUAAAACUAGAUGCAGUUGUCUUGAUUGGUGUACUUCAUGGGAUUACAAGUCCUUCGCAUUUUGCUAUUGGAUCUGCUUUCCACGGUUAUGGGGUGAAGAGUGGACUGUCUAAUGAUUGCUUAGUUGCAAAUGGGCUAAUAAGUUUGUAUUCUAGAUUUGAUAAGAUAGAAGCCGCUUUGUCUUUGUUUUACGGUAUGAGAGAAAAACCAUUGAUCACAUGGAAUUCUAUGAUAUCUGGCUGUGUGCAGGCUGGAAAGUCAAGUGAUGCCAUGGAGUUGUUCUCCAAAAUGAACUUGUGCAGACAAAAACCAGAUGCCAUUACUAUCGCCAGUCUACUAUCCGGAUGUUGCCAGCUUGGUUACCUGCGGAUUGGAGAGAUGCUUCAUAGUUAUAUUCUGAGGAACAAUGUGAAAGUGGAAGAUUUUACAGGAACUGCUCUAAUAGACAUGUAUAGCAAGUGUGGAAGAUUAGAUUAUGCUGAAAAGGUAUUUUUCAGCAUCAAGGAUCCUUGUUUGGCAACAUGGAACUCCAUCAUAUCUGGCUAUAGUUUAUACGGACUUGAGCAUAAAUCAUUCAGUUGUUAUUCUAAACUGCAAGAACAAGGGUUAAUACCAGAUAAAAUCACCUUCUUGGGAGUUUUAGCAGCAUGCACACAUGGAGGACUUGUCUAUUUAGGAUUGGAAUACUUCACUAUCAUGACAGAAGAUUAUGGUUUAAUGCCGACUCUGCAACAUUACGCAUGCAUAGUUGCUCUAUUAGGCAGAGAAGGCAUGUUCAAGGAAGCAAUUGAAUUUAUAAACAACAUGGAGAUUCGGCCUGAUUCUGCUGUAUGGGGAGCUUUGUUAAGUGCUUGUUGCAUCGAACAAGAGGUGAAGCUUGGAGAAUGCUUGGCAAAAAAAUUAUUUUUAUUGAAUCACAAAAAUGGUGGAUUUUAUGUAUUAAUGUCAAAUCUUUAUGCCAUUGUUGGGAGAUGGGAUGAUGUAGCAAGGGUGAGGGAAAUUAUGAGAGAUAUUGGAGGAGAUGGAUGUUCAGGUGUUAGUGUUAUUGAUGUGAUUUCUGUUAAAGACUCUGAUAACAACUUAAGCCAAAGUGAAGUCUAUUUGAAUACAAGCACUUGGCAGCAUUUGUGUCUAUAUUGAAAUUCAUGGAAUUAAUUUAUAAUAUAUGAAGGUUCAAUUUUCUUCCCUUCAUGGAAUCAUAUGAUUCCUUAAAAGAAACAAGAUACUAGUAUGUACAAUGUAGUUAAGUUUUACGAAAUUAUUUCAAAAAGUAAGCAAAUAAAUAUAAGUAAAUGUGAUGAUUAUUUUGAGAGAUGAAAUGUGAGUUAUUUUUCCAAAUAAAACACAUGCUAUAUGGAGGCUUUGGAGAACCAGAAAAGAAGACACACUGAAAUACAAGAAGCUGUACAUUGCAUCAGAACGAAAGGAACUUGAAGAAGUAAAACUUAUAAUAUAGAGAAACAACUGCUGAGGGAACACUUUCUUUCUAUCUAUGAGUGGCAUGAGCUUAGCAAAUGAGCUAAUGAUGAAGAAGAGCGAUUCUGAAGCUGAGACAGAUAAGGAUGUUAAACUAAAAGUUAUAACAUUUCUUUGUUUCUGAGAUUAAAAAACACGAACAUUAUAGUCGCCAAAUGCGAAGUAAUUUGACCCCAUAUAGUUACAACUUGCCAUGGU
Molecule: messenger RNA, 2835 nt
Organism: Trifolium pratense (red clover)
Lineage: Eukaryota; Viridiplantae; Streptophyta; Magnoliopsida; Fabales; Fabaceae
Product: pentatricopeptide repeat-containing protein At2g04860-like
Exons: 1
Coding region: 124-2301 (725 amino acids)
Biological process (GO): RNA modification
Molecular function (GO): protein binding; RNA binding
Source: RefSeq, a predicted model, not a curated record